GUUUAAUUUUCUCGGCGAAUCGCGAAUCGAGAAAAAAAUCCGGUCACGUUUGAUGAGCUUCCUGCGCUCCAUUAGCAGAAUGUCGAAAUACUCCGGUAUCAACCUUGCAUCGCUGGCCCCGGCGGAGGUGAAGUUGUGGAUCGAUUCGUUUGACACCGUGUUAACCGACUGUGAUGGUGUGAUCUGGGUGGAAAAUAACCCGCUACCCGGAGCCACCGACGUGAUCAACCGGUUCCUUUCCGUUGGCAAAAAGCUGUUCUUCGUCACAAACAACUCCACCAAAACUCGGCCCGAGUUUGUGGAGAAAGCCACCAAAUUGGGGUUCAACGUUACGAUUGAAAAUAUCAUUUCCACAGCCUACUUGGCCGCGCAAUACCUAAAAAAUUUGAAGUUUUCUAAAACCGUGUACGUAAUCGGUUCGUCCGGUAUCACGAAGGAGCUCGAUGCCGUCGGUAUACGGCAUAUUGGCACCGGACCGGACAUACUGACCGGUACGCUGGCCGAAGCAGUCUCUGGGUUCGUGCCCGAUCCGGAUGUCGGCGCAGUGAUCGUAGGAUUCGAUGAGCAUUUCAGUUUUAUGAAGAUGUUGAAAGCGGCCUCCUACCUCAACAAUCCUGACAUCAUCUUCAUCGCUACGAACACGGACGAACGGUUUCCAAUGCCGGAUCGCGUCAUUCCCGGUACGGGGAGCAUUGUGCAGGCCGUGGUCACGUGCGCCGAGCGUCAACCGAUCGUGAUGGGUAAACCGAAUGCGCACAUUUGCGAAAUCAUCCGCAAGGAGUACGAUGUAGAUCCCGGCCGUACUGUCAUGAUUGGAGAUCGCUGCAAUACCGACAUACUGUUGGGGAAGAAUUGCGACUUCCAGACACUGCUGGUCGAAACGGGUAUCCAUAAUGCGGCCGAUCUGGAAAAGUUUGCCGCCUCCACCGAUCCGGCAACUCGGGCACUCGUUCCAGACGUGUACCUGGCCAAGCUGGGUGAUUUGCUGGCGUAUAUGUAAAACAUUUGCCAAGCAGUCUCCACCGUUGGCCGAGGGGAUUUGUUAUUCGCAAAGCGAACAUGGUAAAUUGUAAAACAAUUAUCAGCCUGAUGAUCCAUUCUGCCUAUUUACUCAGAAAAUAGAACAAAAUUUUUAAUAAAUACACGACCACC
Messenger RNA from Anopheles darlingi, 1152 nucleotides. Its product is annotated as glycerol-3-phosphate phosphatase-like. NCBI's taxonomy places the organism in Eukaryota, Metazoa, Arthropoda, Insecta, Diptera, Culicidae. The transcript is spliced from 3 exons. The record is from RefSeq and is a predicted model, not a curated record. Gene Ontology annotation, molecular function: phosphatase activity. Gene Ontology annotation, cellular component: cytoplasm. Bases 53 to 1000 code for a protein of 315 amino acids.